Acanthaster planci (crown-of-thorns starfish) is the source of this 6266-nucleotide messenger RNA. RefSeq lists its product as uncharacterized. The record is from RefSeq and is a predicted model, not a curated record. NCBI's taxonomy places the organism in Eukaryota, Metazoa, Echinodermata, Asteroidea, Valvatida, Acanthasteridae.
UUAUUCGAUAUUCAUGAUCUACUAGUUCUCCCACGUCAGUUACUAUGGAAUGCGGUUGCAUGCGGCCUUGACAACAGACAGACUAACAGAAAUCUAGGGGAAAGAAAAGUGAUAUGUUUUUUGGCGGGCCCAACACCUACGUAAAUAAUAAACAGCCUUCCGGUGGCUGUGAUCGUAACUUUUGCUGGGCAGGUGGUCUGAAGUGGGUCACUGGAAAGGAUAUAUAAAGUCUGUCAGCAGUAGGUUAGGUCACAACAAGCGAUAGGCACCAAAGAACAACAGCAACAGUGGGUGAAGAUUCGUGGUACCGUAUACACUGAGAGCGACUUGUAUUAUUUGUGGAAAGCAACUUCAAGUUUUUGGCGGCUGUUGCAAAGCCAGCAUCAUGAGGGCUGUUUUGCUUUUUUCAAUCUGCAUAGCAAGCUCAUUCAUUGAGCUCUUGGCUAACAGGAAUGUUGGUCAUUACAAAGGAGGUUCCAUAACAUGGAAAGCAGACGAGAACAACCCAAACAACGUGAAUGUAUUCUACCGUCUGAACUUCAGACACCAUUACACGAACGGCUAUCUCCACAAUCAGUGUACUGACCAGGCUAUCGAAGACCGAUCGGUGCUGAACACAGAGGGUUCGUUCCGGGUAGACGGCCAGUGGAUCUCGUGGGCCAAAUACAUAUGCACGGACUACGAUGAUGCUAUGGACUGGUCCGCUGGCUACUUCAUCAUGCCUUACACACUGGAGCCAGGGCAAACUAGAGUUGAUGUCAACUUCAAGGAGUGCUGCUGGCCGACCACAGUGGCCAACAACGGCAACGACCAGGGGAACGGCAGAGGCUGGAACAUGGUGUCCACCAUAGAUAUCUCCCCGCGACCGGACACCGGCCGGCCGAACAGCCCGCCCGUUGCUGGUAGUUUCCCCGUGUACAGGUUGUACCGCGGAUGCAAGUACACGCGCUACAUCAGAGCUUGGGACGCGGACGGUGAUAUGUUGCGUUGUCGAUGGACCGACCCUAACAGGAAUGAGUGUAAUGACGACGAUGGAGACAUCUGUGGGGAGCUUUACGUAAAUGCUGACAGGACGAAAAAAGGCGCGAUCCUCGAGGAGGACACUUGCAAGAUCACGUUCAACCGGCGCAACCCGGCCGGCACCUACGCCGUGGCGCUGAUGAUCGAGGACUACUCCCCUUCCGACCCCAGCACUCCGCUCAGCCGCAUCCCCGUCCAGUUUCUGAUUGAGGUGCACCCGAAGGACGGCAGGUGCAGAAAGCCGGAACUGAUUGGCGAAGACGGUACCUGCACCACCAUCCCCGCCGGCCGUGAGACGCGAAUCCCCCUCAGAGCUCGUAGUUCCUUCCCUGACUAUCCUAUAACUUCCUUCGAGACCAUCAAGCCUUCCGGCGUACAUGUCACCCCUUUGCGGAGAGUGGACGGGUCUAACGAUGAGUACACAGUAACACUUUCCUGGGUACCAACUAGAGAUCAGAUUGGACGUCACGUGAUUUGUUAUGAAGCGGAAGAAGCGUACAAGUUCUCAAGUGAUAUGUUCUGCAUGUAUGUAAAUGUUGUAGACGCGGCUGACUUUGGUCCACCAUUGGUGGUUGAUCCGUAUGAGUCCACGCCACGACCCGGAGCCAGGCUAAGAGGGGAUACCAUCAGCAUUGCAUACAGCAGAGAGAUCCGGAAAGCCUCCAGAUCUACUUUCAUCUCCAUUCUCGAAGCCAGCAACAACCCUCUGUAUCAAGUUGACUCAUCCUCCUCCGAUGUGACAGUCAGCGGCCAGACCCUGAGCUUCACUCUCCCCUACGAUCUUCCACUGCAACGCGGCACCGCCUACAAAGUUCGCGUGGACGAGGGGGUGGCGAAGAGUGCCGUGGACUGCGAGGCCGCCCCACUGGGCGACGAGUGGAUGUUUGUCUUCGAGUCGUUCUGUGACGGCGAUAAUACCCCGCUGGUCGUGUCGCCCGCUGAAUCUGUGCCGGCUCCAGGCGCCGAGAUGUUUGGAAACGUUGUUAGCGUCACAUACAACAAAGAGAUCCAGCAACCAUCGUCUAGUGCUUACGUCACUAUCUACGACCGCACUGGCUCCUCCAUUUUCAGAGUCGACACUUCAACAGCUGAUGUAACCGUUAGCGGCAGGACCCUGAGCUUCUCGGUACCCUUGACUCUGUCACUGGAACACCGGGGAUGGUACCGGCUCCGAGUGGAUGAGGGCGCCGUGGUUAGUGCUCGGGCGUGUGAGCAAGGCUUCCCGCCUAUGGCGGAGUGGGACUUUGUCUUCGUCACGUUCUGUAGCGACGAGGAACCGUACGAGCCUCUAACGGUUCUUCCUAGCCAAUCAGUUCCCUCUCCAGGGGAGAAUUUUGCCGGACAAACUGUAAUGAUAAAAUACAACAAAGAGAUUCAGAAAUCGUCUGACUCAGCCUACAUCACAAUGCUGGACGCCUUCGGCUUCCCCGUUCUCCAAGUCGACACAUCUUCCCCAGACGUUACCAUCGACGGAGACACCCUGAGCUUCGUCUUGUCCUUGGGUCUCCCACUGCAGUUCGGAGGGGGUUACAGCAUCCGCGUGGACGAAGGGGCGGUGCGAAGCGCCCAGGACUGCGACCUCGUCCCACCACCUCCAGCCGAGUGGGACUUCGUCUUCGUCACGUUCUGUAGAGACGAGGAAUCGUACGAGCCUCUAACGGUUCUUCCUAGCCAAUCAGUGCCCUUUCCAGGGGAGAAUUUUGCCGGACAAACUAUGAUGAUAAAAUACAACAAAGAGAUUCAGAAAUCGUCCGACUCAGCCUACAUCACAAUUCUGGACGCCUUUGGCUUCCCCAUUCUCCAAGUCGACACGUCUUCCCCAGACGUUACCAUCGACGGAGACACCCUGAGCUUCGUCUUGUCCCUGGGUCUCCCACUGCAGUUCGGAGGGGGUUACAGCAUCCGCGUGGACGAAGGGGCGGUGCGAAGCGCCCAGGACUGCGACCUCGUCCCACCGCCUCCAGCCGAGUGGGAGUUCGGCUUCGUCACCUUCUGUCCCGACGGUGGCGACUACGAGCCGCUCUCAGUUAGACCCACAGAAUCAUCUCCUUACCCUGGACAAAACUUCGCUGGUAGAAUGAUGAAGAUCGGCUUCAACAAACAGAUCCAGAAGCCCUUAAGACCAGCCUACAUCUCUCUUUUCGACUCUACCGACACCCUCCUCUUUCAAGUCGACGCUGCAUCUCCCGAUGUGUCUAUCGUCGAAGGUACUUCCCUUGGCUUCACCUUACCCUUGGAUCUCCCGCUGGAGUCCCAGGGCGAGUACAAGCUGCGUGUGGACGGCUGGGCGGCGCUCAGCGCCCAGGACUGUGAUCUGUCCCGGCCGGACACUGCCGAGUGGCGCUUCACUUUCCUGACUUUCUGCCAGGACGGAGGGGCCGACUUCGAACCCUUGGCCGUUGUCCCUCUCGAAUCGCAGCCAAGGCCUGGUGGAAACAUCUCUGGUUACGACGUCACAAUACAGUAUAACAAACCGAUCCGGAAGCCGUUGUCGCCCGCCCACGUGAGGAUUAUGAACUCGGAGGAGUCAGCUGUGUACGAGGUAGACACCACAUCAGAUGAGGUCACGAUCGAGGGCAGGGCCCUGAAGUUCUCUCUGCCGGUCGCUGCGUCGGUUUUCUUCGGGUUCGACUACAAGAUCGUAGUUGACGAGGGUGCGGCAAGAAGCACCAAGGAGUGCGAUGUUACGGUGCCCACUGGGGCUGAUUGGCGCUUCAAAUGGACUGGUCGUACAUCGCCGGCGGAACUUGAAAAGAAACCCGUGGUAAGCUCACAGCCGACAGGCAACGCAGACUGCCGUGAGAACUUCAUGCAGACGUUCGUGUCGAAGCGCUUGGUGGGUGGGAUCGACCCAACAUCCAUGUACCUGAACGACAAGAGCUGCACAGGGAGAGAAUACAACAAGACGCACUACGUCAUCGGAACGUCAUACGACGCCUGUCAGACGGUGCCCGAGGUGAUCGGGAAUGGAAGAAAAAUGGCAUUUAGGAACGUGGUCUACAUCCCACCUCAGCCCUACACCCCAGGCAGUGAGAUCACCAGAGACCAUUUCAUCGAGAUACAUCUGACCUGCCGCGUGCCAACCGACCGGAUCAGCUACCUGUCCUUCGAUCCCAACGUCACCACCAUCGUGUACUACGAGGAAGGCUACGGCAACUUCAACUUCUCCCUCCGCAUGUACGAGGACGAGAGCUUUGCCCGGGCCUACCGGCCACGGGAGUUUCCCGUGGGGGUCCAGCUUGACCAACCUAUGCACUUCGAGGGGCGCGUGACCUGUGACGGGAACUGCGACCUCAUGAUUGACAACUGUUGGGCCACACCUACGUCAAACCCCUUUGAUGUUACCCGAUUUCCAUUCAUUACCAAAGGCUGCCCAGUUGAUGACACCGUUGUGCUGUUGGACUCCCCCUCAAGCAAAAGGGAACGAUUUGCUAUUAACUCUUUUGCCUUCUUGGGCGACAACAUCCACGGAACGGUAUACGUGCACUGCGACAUGAGAAUUUGUGACGUGAAUGACCCCAACUCUAGAUGCACCAUGGGAUGUGACUCCGACAGCCCAUCAUCUCCCGGGAUACCAUCUCCAGAUGACAAUGUGCUCCGGCCAGAGGUACCAAACCGAGGCGAUGUGCCGCACAGUGAGCUGCCUCAACGCCGAAAGCGCGACCUCACAAGAGUGGGCUCCUCCUCAGCCGCCUAUCCGAGCACUGGCGGCCAGUUGAGAUUUGAUGGUGAAAAGAUUGAUGCCAAUCAAAACCAAAUGAAGAUGGCCGUCAAUCCAGACGUCGUGGAGAUUGCCAUGUUGGGCACCAUCAUCUUCCUACUGGUUGUUCUAGUUUUCAUGCAGUGCAGACGGACAAGUGGGGCGGCCGGAAAAGAUUCCACAUUGGAAGUAUAAAUUGUGGUGAUGAAGUGAUGAAGACUGAUAGUAAUUUCCUCUGAUAUGUGAAUCUGCGUAAUUGAGAUAUGUGGCAAGAAAGAAAGAGAAAUAUCCUCUUUAGAAAUUAACCGAAGUAUUUCUGUUUCAAUAUCUGCAAUAACUUGUGUUCACAAUAUAUCAAGCAUCGUUACCAAAACAGUAUUUCCUUUUUUAUAUGUACUCGAUUUUCUGCGUGCAAGUUCAGUGCAGUGCGGCAAUUGGCAAUUCUGUGUAUGAUUACACCAAAAGAGCCUGGUUUUACCCAGUGAUACAAUAUUCACGAUUAUUUCACAACGUCAAUCUGCCCAACGAUUGAUAUUUUCAGGUAUUAUAAUUAUAUUGUACAAUAUUAUGAGUGUUCUGAAUCCGAUAAAUGUAUUUCUAAAGAUAAAUUUUGCAAUAUUGACAUUUAAAGGCUGUAAAUUCUUCACAUGCUCAGUAUAGAGAAAUUGUAACAAGUUAAAGCAAUCAGUAUUAUUGUUCUUUCAACAAUUUCAUCCAUGACGUAAGUCCCACAAAUAUACAGGGUAAAUACGUGCAAAUGGUAAGAAGCUGUUUAUGCAAUUAUGUUUAUUUGGGAGAUUUUACCAGCCAUCGUAUUGUUUUGAGCAAUCGGCAGAGAAUAUCUCUGGGUAUAGGCCUAAUAAUAUAUUUCAGGUUUUGAUUGAAGAUUUAAAGAAAAAAGUCCAGCAUUUAUUGCACAGUAACAAUUAAGACAUAUUCAGUAUUAGAACAAUUUAAUGCGUAUGUUUUAUACAAGGCUGUCAUUGUAAAUAGAAAACACCUAAGAAAUUUGUAUACACCAUAUUUAUCGACUGUGCAGAAAUUAACAUUGGUCGUCCUGCAGAUAAUGUGUUUCUGCUUAACUAAAUUUUGUGUAAGGAUUUAACGAUUGGAAUUACCCAUACCCAAUGCAAAUAUUAUGCUUUCUCUCUGAUGAUCAUUGUUAAUUUCGAUAACUUGUUUUUAUUAAGUUCAGUACAGUGUAAUUUAGCAUCAAACGAUUGUGGCGGUUAUGACACCUUGAUUAGUGCUGCAUCUUAAAAACUGGUUUCACGGUGUCAAAAUUGUUUGUGUGUAAAGUUUAAAUCUAUACCAAAUAUCAGUAUUUUAAUUGGUUCAAAGCAGUGCCAAACAAUGCAAUUACUGUUAUCGAUUAUUAAUGUUGUCUAUCUGGUCAAAGGCUUGUAUAAAGUGACUUGUGUAUUCUCGCUAUUCGGUAUUUUUUAUAUAAAGUGCUUGCCGUUUGUACAGCUGAUCACAUAUUGUGCUAUUUGAUAUGAAAUAAAAAGCAUGGAAAAUAUAUCCACUUGGAAAUCUGUGUAAUAUA